Messenger RNA from Aspergillus alliaceus, 1539 nucleotides. RefSeq lists its product as uncharacterized. The coding region runs from base 1 to 1539 and encodes 512 amino acids. The record is from RefSeq and is a predicted model, not a curated record. The transcript has 8 exons. Lineage: Eukaryota; Fungi; Ascomycota; Eurotiomycetes; Eurotiales; Aspergillaceae.
AUGAAUGCACCAAUGGAGUCCCUUAUAUAUUCUAGGAUACCAUAUUGUUCAUUAUGUGGUGAGAAAUUCAAUUCAACCAUUCGUUUUCGCUCAGUCGUUUUCGUGAACCAACACCAAGGACCUAUCUUGACGGAGUCAUUAAACUUCCAAUGGAGGAAUAGUGCGAUUGUUUUACCAAAACUGAACAUUCAAAUACUUGAUUCUAACAAUAAUUGUAGGACAUCUAUGCUUGCGCUCUCGAUUCAUAACCUUUGCUGGACAGCAAUAGACAGACCACCAUCUAUCCGCUUUGUCUAUAAUCUCGGAAUAGCGAUGAACCCACUUCUCUGGGAGAAGCUUCCACAGAGCAUCUACUCUCAUUACCGGAUUGCAUCGACAUCAAUCCACGCGGGUUACCCGUUGGAUAAUUGUCACAGAACAACCCUAAAUAAAACACCAGCCUCCGCAACCGUUCAAUUAUGUGGAGAUAUUUUUCUUUAUUUGACUUCCACUCUAGAUGGAACUUAUAUAUCCGGUAUCUGUAUAGGAGACAGACUUUACGGAUAUCGGAGCAACUGGUCCCUCAGGCGCGCAAUAUCUUCUCCUGUGGCUGCAAUCGCCUUUACCCUUGGCCUAUACAGACUACGGCAGAUCGAUUUCUUAUCAAAGGCCAUAGCAAGCAUCACCAAGAGCUCAAAAGCUAAGAGCCAGGAAGUUCUUGGUGUUAUCUAUCCUCAGUCAGCACAAUCACCUUGGAUAGAACUAGAGUGGGAUGUAAUGAAAAUCUCCCACUUUAAGUGGGUUCCCGAACAUGGCAAUGAGCAAGAUUUCGGACAUGACUUUCUUUGGAGCUCAUUCUACAACUGGCCACGAAGUUGCGACUUUACUUCCCGAAAUCAAAGAUUCAUGGCUUAUAUCCCAUUACACAGGGGAUGGGUACUCUUUGCGUGGACUUGCUGCCUUUUGUUCCAGCAGAGGCUUCGUCGGCUUGGGAAUACAUUUCAACGCCUGCUCAGAUAUCAAUCAUACAGUGUCUUGAUUACAACGAACAAGGGACGAAGACUUACUCUCGGGCCAUAUAUACUGCCUGUGGAAAUUCAGUUUAAGACAUUAUUCAGUGGCAGUGAUGGUGAUGUCUCGGGUCUAUAUUAUGAUAUUUCACCAGGGCUUUCUACCUUCACCAGCUUAGGUGUUAUCUGUCGCCCUGGAGUAUCCUCUUUGACGCCAGCACACCAUGAUAUGAUGCCGUGCAUGCCAUAUAAUUUCGAUCAUUUAGACCUUCUAGAUGCUUCCCCCUGGAGCAGCUUCGUCUCGCGAGCUCCUUUGACGAAUGCCAAAAGGCUGGAAGUCUGCUAUUUAGGACCUCGUUUUACAGGUAUGCUAUUGAUAUACAACGAUGAUGGUGGUAUUAGCACUUUGGGGCAGUGGUAUGAAAACACGUCGCUUCAAGCUGAUAUAUUUGAACUGGACUAUCGGCCUGAUCAUGAUUUGAGGUUUUCUCUUGUGCAGACGGGGAGAUGUCAGUAUAACAUACCUUGCUGGACAAAGCUAAAAACCUAG